This is a messenger RNA of Arabidopsis thaliana (thale cress), 1632 nucleotides long. RefSeq names its product cytochrome P450, family 81, subfamily D, polypeptide 7 (gene CYP81D7). The transcript is spliced from 3 exons. Gene Ontology annotation, molecular function: iron ion binding; monooxygenase activity; oxidoreductase activity, acting on paired donors, with incorporation or reduction of molecular oxygen. Bases 1 to 1632 code for a protein of 543 amino acids. Lineage: Eukaryota; Viridiplantae; Streptophyta; Magnoliopsida; Brassicales; Brassicaceae. Gene Ontology annotation, cellular component: membrane. The record is from RefSeq and is marked reviewed.
AUGAUAACACCAAAACUUGAACUUCUUUUUUUCAUCAUCAUGUUCCACGUAAACUCUCGCUUUCGUUAUAAAUUAAGCUAUAACUUCGAACUCCCAUGUUCAGUUCAACACAUUUACAAGUUCUUCGAUCUAAUGGAAACCCAUUUCCUAAUUUUAUCUCUCGCCUUCCUCUUUUUCAUUUCUCUUAAACUUUUGUUUGGUAAACGGCAUAGCAAGUUUAACCUACCACCAAGUCCGGCUAGGCCACUUCCGUUUAUUGGACACCUUCACCUCCUAAAACAGCCGCUUCACCGCACAUUCCUCUCAUUCUCUCAAUCACUAGGUGAUGCCCCGAUUUUCUCCCUCCGCCUCGGAAACCAUCUCACGGUUGUUGUCUCUUCCUACUCCAUCGCUGAAGAAUGUUUUACAAAAAACGACAUUGUUUUGGCCAAUAGGCCAAAGUUCAUUCUCGGGAAACACAUUGAGUACAACUUCACCACUAUGACCAGUGCGCCUUAUGGUGACCAUUGGCGAAACCUACGCCGUAUCGGCACCCUGGAGAUCUUUUCGUCACACAAGCUCAACGGCUUUUUAUCUGUCCGUAAAGAUGAGAUCCGACACUUGUUAUUGCGCCUCUCAAAAAACUCGCAACAUGGUUUUGCAAAGGUUGAGAUGAGACAAUUGUUUUAUGAUUUGACUAUCAACAACAUUCUUCGAAUGGUGGCUGGGAAACGAUUUUAUGGAGAGGGGACAGAACAAGAUGAAGUUGCGCGGCGAGUGACACAACUGAUUGACGAGAUUGUGUACAGGGCUGGCGUUGGGAAUGCAGCCGAUUAUAUACCGAUUUUGCGUUGGAUCACAGAUUUUGAGAAAGGGGUCAAGGAGUUGGCGAGUCGGGUCGAUGAGUUUUUGCAGAGUCUGGUGGAUGAGAGACGUGUGCAUAAACAAAAGGGUAACACUAUGAUGGAUCACUUGCUUUCUCUCCAAGAAACUCAGCCUGAUUACUAUACAGAUGUCACUCUUAAAGGAAUCAUAAUUGUUAUGAUACUUGCCGGGACUGAAACAUUAGCAGGGACUUUAGAAUGGGCGAUGCUUAAUUUGUUGAACCAUCCAGAAGUAUUAGAGAAAGCGAGGACCGAAAUCGAUACCGAAGUCGGUUUUGACCGGUUAAUGGAUGAAGCUGAUACUAAAAAUCUGCCUUAUCUCCAAUGGAUUGUGUUGGAGACCUUACGUCUUUACCCGGUAGCUCCAACAAAUAUUCCACACAUGACGUCAGAUGAUUGCAUAUUGGCAGGAUACGACGUUCCACGUGGGUCGAUGUUAUUGGUGAACGUAUGGUCCAUGCAUAGAGACCCGUCUAUAUGGGAAGCCCCAGAAAUGUUCAAGCCAGAGAGGUUCAAAAAUGAAAAGCUUAAUCAGAAGUUGUUGUCGUUUGGGUUUGGACGACGAGCUUGUCCCGGGGUUGGCCUAGCUCAUCGGUUAAUGAGCUUGGCUCUUGGAUCGAUGGUUCAGUGUUUCGAAUGGCAGAGAAUUGGUGAAGAAUAUGUAGACACUAGAGAAGAACCUAUGGCCAUGAUGCGUCCUGCGACACCGUUGCUAGCCAUGUGUAAAGCUCGUCCCAUUGUCCAUAAGUUUCUCGAUGCUUUUGCUUGA